AUGAGUUCGAUAGAAGAUAAACUUGAGUUUGAUCGUAAACACAUUUGGCAUCCAUAUACUUCGUUGACUAAACCAUUGACUUGUCACCAUGUUGAUUCUGCAGAUGGGGUUCACAUAAACUUGAGUUCUGGUGAAAAAUGUGUUGAUGGUAUGUCAUCUUGGUGGUGUGCAAUUCAUGGUUACUCAAAUUCAGAACUGAACAAGGCUGCUUUGGAACAAAUAGGUAAGAUGUCACAUGUUAUGUUUGGUGGAUUAACACAUGAUCCUGCCAUAAAACUAGUUGAAAAAUUAUUAAAACUUGUUGAUGAUAAAUUGGAUUGUUGCUUUUUAGCAGAUUCAGGUUCAGUUUCUGUUGAAGUUUCCCUCAAAAUGGCUAUCCAAUAUUGUCAUGCAAAUGGUCAGCCUCAAAAAGAUAGAUUCUUGACUAUAAGCAAUGGGUAUCAUGGUGAUACUUUUGGUGCAAUGUCGGUGUGUGACCCUAUAAAUUCGAUGCAUACUUUAUAUUCAGGUUAUAUGUCAGAUAAACAUAUUUUUGCACGAACACCACAGUGUAAGUUUAAUGAAGAAUGGGACCCUAAAGAUGUUGUGGAUUUUGAACAGAAACUCAUCAGUAACCAUAAAAAUAUAGCUGCUGUUAUAAUAGAACCGAUAUUACAAGGAGCAGGUGGAAUGAGAAUGUAUCACCCAAUGUAUUUAAAAAGAGUUAGACAGUUAUGUGAUGAAUAUGGUAUUCUUUUGAUUUUAGAUGAGAUUGCUACUGGUUUUGGCCGUACAGGUAAAUUGUUUGCAUAUGAACAUAGUGAUAUAGUGCCAGAUAUAUUGUUGGUUGGUAAAGCUUUAACUGGUGGUUAUAUGACACUCGCAGCAUUGACUUGUCAAAGAUUUGUUGCAGAAAUGAUUGGUAAUGACCCCAAAACAGGUGGAAGUAUGAUGCAUGGUCCUACGUUUAUGGGUAAUCCUUUAGCAUGCGCCGUUGCAAUCAAAUCACUGGAGUUGAUUGAAACUGGAGAAUGGAAGAAACAAUGUAAAUUUAUUGAAAGCAUACUCGGAACUGAAUUGAUGAGACUUGAGAAUUGCUCAAUUGUAAAGGAUAUAAGAAUAUUAGGAGCGGUAGGUGUAGUGGAAUUGAAUUUACCAGUUGAUAUGGGAUGGUUUCAAAAACUAUUUGUGACUAAACACAAUGUUUGGAUUCGUCCUUUCAAUAGGUUAGUUUAUAUUAUGCCACCGUACAUUAUUAAAGAGAAAGAGUUGUUACAACUGACCAACGCAGUUGUUGAUGUUGUACAAUGCUUUUCACAAAAGGUAUAA
Messenger RNA from Hansenula ciferrii, 1308 nucleotides. RefSeq names its product adenosylmethionine-8-amino-7-oxononanoate transaminase (gene BIO3). NCBI's taxonomy places the organism in Eukaryota, Fungi, Ascomycota, Saccharomycetes, Phaffomycetales, Wickerhamomycetaceae. Gene Ontology annotation, molecular function: pyridoxal phosphate binding; S-adenosyl-L-methionine:8-amino-7-oxononanoate transaminase activity. The record is from RefSeq and is a predicted model, not a curated record. The transcript has a single exon. Gene Ontology annotation, biological process: biotin biosynthetic process. The coding region runs from base 1 to 1308 and encodes 435 amino acids.